GAGAUUACAAAAGCAUAAACCUCCAUUGUCCACUCCCUUCCCUUUGAAGGUUUCAACUUUUGUGAUUUUCCCCUCAGAAAAAGCUCAAGAGAAGAUGAUAGAGACGAGAAUGGAAAGAGAAAAUGGCAACCCAUAUCCAAGUUUUGUUCCUUUGUUCAUAUCCUAUAUCUUAAUCUUUUUAUCUUUCUACUAAUAUAAUUUCCUAAUAUUUGUAAUUUUAUCUUUAUCUCUGUCUCUAUCUCAAACGUGCUUUCUUUUGUUUCUUUUUUCUUGAUCUGUAGAUAAAGUUUGGGUCUCUUUGGUGGAUCCUCUUUCACUCCCUUGUCAUUUCAAUAGAUUAGCCCAUUUUUGUCACAGCUUGGCUCUUUAAUCCCUUCACAAUUUUAACAUACAAAUCUUUUCUAGAAUUUUCCAUCUGGAUCUUCUCCCUGUCUUGUUCGAACCUGGAAAUUCUUUUAUUCUUCCUUUUUUUUUACCAUCAUUCAACAGGUACCCUUUUGUGCUAUCUAUAUGUUUGCUCUAAUUCGCGAGAGAAAUUGGCCAAUUCUUAAUCAGACCCUGUUUAAUUGAAAAACCCAAAUCUUGAUUCUUCAUUUGUGAGGACUGAGUGUGUUGUUGUUAUUUGUUAAAUUUUUUUUUGGAAUUGAAAGAUGAUGAUGAUGAUGACGAUGGAGGGAAUGAUGGAUAAGGGAAUAUUGGAUGAUAUAAUUAGGAGGCUAUUGGAAGGGAAAGGAGGCAAGCAGGUGCAGCUAUCAGAGGGAGAGAUCCGCCAGCUAUGUGUUAAUGCUCGCCAAAUCUUCCUCUCUCAGCCCAUUCUUGUCGAGAUUCAUGCUCCCAUCCGCAUAUGUGGUGACAUACAUGGGCAAUAUCAGGACAUGUUAAGAUUAUUUGAAUAUGGUGGCUAUCCACCUACUGCAAACUACCUCUUUCUUGGGGAUUAUGUAGAUCGAGGCAAGCAAAGUUUGGAGACCAUUUGUUUGCUCCUGGCCUACAAGAUAAGAUAUCCUGAUAGAAUUUAUAUGUUGAGGGGAAACCAUGAAGAUGCGAAGAUCAAUCGUAUUUAUGGAUUUUACGACGAGUGUAAAAGGAGAUUUAAUGUUAGGCUUUGGAAAAUAUUUACGGAUUGCUUUAAUUGUUUGCCUGUGGCUGCACUUAUUGAUGAGAAGAUACUUUGUAUGCAUGGAGGGCUAUCUCCAGAAUUAAAAAAUUUGGAUCAAAUAAGGGAACUUGCGAGGCCAACUGAAAUUCCAGAUAGCGGUCUCCUCUGUGAUCUUCUUUGGUCUGAUCCUGACCCUAAGCUUGAAGGGUGGGCAGAUAGCGAUAGAGGUGUUUCAUGUACUUUUGGAGCUGAUAGGGUUGCAGAGUUUUUGGAGAAGAACGAUCUUGAUCUCAUUUGUCGAGGUCAUCAGGUGGUAGAGGAUGGGUAUGAGUUUUUUGCCAAACGAAGAUUGGUCACAAUAUUUUCAGCUCCAAACUACGGUGGGGAGUUCGAUAAUGCAGGUGCUCUAUUGAGUGUUGAUGAAGGUCUAGUGUGUUCCUUUGAGAUAUUGAAACCAGUUUUUGAGACUAAAGCAUCACCUAGCGGUUCCAAGGUGACUCUUAAGAAGGUUCCUAAAGCUGGGAGGGUCUAAAGUUAGGAGAAUCUGAGAAAUGUUUCAGUUUGAGUAAAAAUAUUUCGAGAGCAAACUAGUUUGUGCCAGAGAUUACUUGUUCAAUGUGGCUUGCCAAAGGAGAACCUUUCCGGUCAUUAAGCUUCCCAAUAACUCUAGUCGCAAUUGAAAUCAGUAUAGAAAGUCUGUAAAUCCACAGCACACAUGCUGCUUUUUGUGCAGGAAAUGAAAUUUUCCCUUUUUUAUGUCAAUUGUUGCAUAGUAUGAUUAGCUUGUUGUGAGUACCGGUUGAGGAUGGUCUGCCUUGAUCUUUUUGUCUAGGAUAUUUGUACAUUCUACCUUCAAGUUUGCCAUGGAAAAUCUUCUUAUUGAUCAAAUACAUCCAAAUAUUAGCUAGUUA
This is a messenger RNA of Tripterygium wilfordii, 2010 nucleotides long. Its product is annotated as serine/threonine-protein phosphatase PP1. The transcript is spliced from 4 exons. The record is from RefSeq and is a predicted model, not a curated record. Gene Ontology annotation, cellular component: cytoplasm; nucleus. Lineage: Eukaryota; Viridiplantae; Streptophyta; Magnoliopsida; Celastrales; Celastraceae. The coding region runs from base 651 to 1631 and encodes 326 amino acids. Gene Ontology annotation, molecular function: protein serine/threonine phosphatase activity.